AUGGGAGAUUCAUUUGAAAGUUAAUGCGAAGGACAUAUUCUCAUAGUUUCAUACCUUAAUUUUACUGACAAAUAUAUAUAUACAUGUUUGGGAGAUCCAUUUGUAAGCUAAUACGAAGGGUCUAAUCUCAUAUUUUACCUUAAAGUUACUGACAAAUAUAUAUACACGUUUGGGAGAUCCAUUUGUAAGCUAAUACGAAGGGUCUAAUCUCAUAUUUUACCUUAAAGUUACUGACAAAAUAUAUAUACAUGUUUGCAAGCAUUCUAUCAUAUACCAUAAAUUGAACGUAUAUGUGCAUCAAAGAAUGACAAAUCGACAUUCCGUUAAAGGGGCAUGUCAUCAGACGUACACCAAACUUUCCAUUACUAGUAUACCAGUGAAAUAUCAAAAGGAAAUAAUUCAUUUGAAGUAGGGUAAUAUUCUACGGAUAUGUUAUAAAAUGCAGCUAAAUUCCAUUUGUGUUUCGUAUUUGUUUACCGCGUUACUAGCGCAAAAGAGAAUUUUAUAAUACUUUACAGAAUGUAGGAAAUGUUCUAAAAAUAAGUUAUCUUGAGUGUAUACCGUAUUUAUUUUCAAUCAGUCAAACAUUUACAAAGUUUUCAAGUACUUAUUCAUGAAGAGUGUACAAAUUGUACAAUGAUUUGUGAAGGGAAUGAUUUAUUUAAACAUGCAGCAGCAUUGAAACGUAGUAAAAUCUGAUAGAGGCUAUACGAAGUAAUAGUUGCUAAGCUUCAUUCCUAUUUUUUGAUUUCGCUCCAUAGCCUCUACCCUAUACUUAGAAAUGAAUGAAUCAUUUUAUUUCAUUUUCGUCUAUUAACACAAUUAGAAUAGUAAUAACCCAAAGUAUUAUUUAAAUCUAACACAAUGAUCGUGUCCUACAAUUCCACUGUCGACGCUUUUGUUUUUGAAGUCAUAUCUAUGUCUUCUUUUAUGUUUAAUGUCAUGCUUAAACGAACAAUGAGAAUACCGUGUAAAUAUAUAAUUAUGAAAUAUAUUUGGUUCUGAAAUUUGUUUUGAUUUUUCUGCACUGGAAUGAAAACAAACGUUUUCUUACAAUGUAUGAUAUAAUAAAAAAUUCAAUGUUAAAUUGUAAGACUUCGUGUUAAUCAACUUUUAAUUUAGAAUCUUUGGAGUAAAAAUGAAUCCGGAAAUGAAGGUAUUUAAUUACAAAAAGGCUACUAAUCUUACCGACGAUUUUCGUCGCUUACAAUGUGUAACGCCGAUGGAAUUUGAUUUCCCGUGGGAGGUCGAUAAUUGUCCGAUAUGUCUAGAUGUCCAUGAUGACCCAAAACAGCUAGCAUGCAAGCAUACCUUCUGCAAAGUGUGUCUACAGUAUACUAUCGACAAGACACCAACAGAUACCAGGCAUGAUGACAGGGGCUUUGAGUGCCUUAUUUGCGGAUACUUUACUAAGAUACCGAAUUAUUCCAUUCCACGUUGUGACUGGGCAUACAAUAUAUCAGAAGAUUUCAGAUUUCCAGAAGCUAUACAAGAUGCUGAUGGUAGUACCGGUGAUGAUGAAUACAAACCAACUACAACUAGUAACAACGAUGACGAUGGUUACAAACCAACUAAAACAGAACGCUUGAAAGAAGAUAAUUGGUUUGUCAAGUGGAAAAUUUCAACAUUUCCAAAGUCUUAUCUGCUAAACAGAGGCUUAAACCCAUUUAAGAGGCUCAAAAACUGCUAUGUGUUUGCCAACACGACCAGUACAGAUGAUAUUCAAGGAAGUGGUGAAAGGGAAAACGGCAGACUGGUUCAAGAUGACUUUGAUGACACAACUGAACUCCAGAGCGAAAUAUUAGCUAUUGCUUUCUUCGAGGAUAACGUCAUAGUUUAUGAUAAUGGUCUACACGAGAUUCAAAUGUACAACAAAGAAAUGACAUUGGUGUCAAACAUUAGGGAGAAGGGUAUAUUUGACAUAGCAGUUCUUGGGACAAUCAUGUACAUGACAGUUCCAGAAGACAAAUGUAUCCAUGUAUAUGAUCUCUUAAACCAGUGCUAUCAAGAUCCACUUUAUCUAACGACAAAAUGUUUCGGUAUUUGCACAUUUAUUGACAAUCUUGCGGUUUUGUUGUGCGAAGAAAACGACCAAAAGUAUCAAAUUUGUUUUUUGAAAGCUAUUGGAGUUUUUGGAGAAAAGAUAGAACUGAGAGGUGGCCGUUUUAAAUUCACGUGUCCGAGACAGCUAACCAUUUGUGCAAUCACACGUGUGGCUUACGUCAGUGACAAUGAGGCGGGGCUUGUGAAAUGUUUUCGCCUUGAUGGACGUCUGAGCUGGGAAAGAUUGGUUUAUGGGGCGGGGCCUUUAGCGGUAUAUAAUGGUUAUCUAAUGGUAGGUCGAGGAUAUACUAACUCAGUAGAUGUACUUAUCAGUGGCGGAAGAUUUAAUGGAAGGCUGCAAUCAUUUCAAUACGAAUUGCUUGAACCUCAGAGCUUAGCAGUUUCCAACGAAAAAUCGGAAAUUGUAAUUGUUGACGGGAAUAACAUGAUCCAUUUGUUUACUCUUCACAAAAGAGAAGAAUUUGUACAAAAGAAAGAAAGUCGGUCCUGCUUGAUAGUUUAGAUAUUCAAGUACAGUGGAAUAUUGUAAAUCAAAAUAUCAAAAAUAAAGGUUCAGAAAAUGAUCGCAGACAUUGUAACAAAGACCCGACAAAUACAGGCAUAACAGAACAAGUCAAAAUAUUCUUGAUUACAUCAGUUCUUAUUAAAACAAAUGAUACUUAUUUUCAAAGUACUGUAUCAAAAUGUAUGUCCAACAUCGUGUUCAAAUCAGAAAGCCAUUUCACGAUGAUUUACCUUCUUUUGAACACGUGUUGUGUAAAAUAGUAUUUUGUUGUUAUAACAUAGCCUCAUUGUUCACUAACCGUUACUGUAGUGUAUUCCUUAGUUGACUGUUAUAAUGACUUCAGGAUUCAUAUAAUCUUUAUAUUUUAAUUCUCUUAUUGUUACAUUGACAUUACUGUUCACCGAAAUUGUGUUCACAUUUUGUUUACUGGUUAUAAUUCUGACUGUACUAUUUUUUACAAUAAUGUUAACAUUAUUGAUAACAAUUUGUUAAUGUAUACAUUGUAUUGCUCACUGGUUGCUAUACUGACUACAUGAAGUGAUGGCAUAUUAAAUUGAUGGUGUCGAAUAGCGCUCUUUAACUUAAUAAUUAUCUUCGAAACUGUUCAUAUUUGUAUGAUGAACAUUCGUAAAGUGAAGAAAAACGACCCGUCAUUUCAUUACAAUCAUCCUAUUAUCUCACAACAAAAAGUCUCAAACAGUUUUCUUUUAGAAAAGUCAAUACAUCUUCUAAACACUUAAGAACACAUUUCUGUUUUAUGCUGUCUUUAAUUUGAAUGAGUACAAAAGAUUUUCAAAGGAAUAAGCAAUGACUUAUAUGUUGACAUUAGACAUGUCUUAAAUAAAAUAUAUAUAAAAUAUAAUAUAUUUGU
This is a messenger RNA of Mercenaria mercenaria, 3440 nucleotides long. RefSeq lists its product as uncharacterized. The transcript is spliced from 4 exons. Bases 1139 to 2566 code for a protein of 475 amino acids. The record is from RefSeq and is a predicted model, not a curated record. Lineage: Eukaryota; Metazoa; Mollusca; Bivalvia; Venerida; Veneridae.